AAUAAAGAAGAAAUUAUAAAAGCCUCAAUCAAUUUAAUUUGGAAAGCAUCAGGUAGAGAAGUUACUACAGUUACUUUCAGUGACCCACUACGAUCAGCAAAAAUUGCUUUUGAUAAUGGCACUAAUAUUACUGUAAAUUUGGAUCUGCCAGGUGUAGUUAUUAUAAAAGAAGAAACUUUUAGAAAGAUUAUAACUGAAUUUUCUGAAAAAGAUCCUGUUAUAAUUGAUGAAAAAGGAAUUCAAGAUAGUGAUGAAUCUGAAGAAACGGAUGAACUAAUACAUGAUGUUCAAAUCAACGAAAAUGAUAUAUUAAAUUCGGAUCAUGAAAAUACGAAUAGUAUCGGUUAUAAAACUAUUGCAAAAACAGUCCAACAAACAGAGCUUCAACAGAUAAAUAACUUUUUUAAAAGUUCGAAAAGAAUUGAGAAAGAUCAACAUAAAAAUAACAACCAUUCUAAUGAGAACCAGCAAAGAGAAAACAUGCCUGAAAAUAUCGAGGAAACAGAUGAAUCUCUGAUCAGUAAUCUGCAGUCGGUCAAUGUAAUUGGACAAAUGGCAAAAAAUACCACACAAGCCGAUAUCAUUGAUUCUAAUCAAGAUAAUAAUAACUAUGAAAAAGACCUUGAUAGGCCACAUCCUCUUAUGCGAUGGUCACAUGAUUUAUUUCAGCAUCCACCA
This is a messenger RNA of Racocetra persica, 678 nucleotides long. The record is from the annotation of a GenBank genome assembly. Lineage: Eukaryota; Fungi; Glomeromycota; Glomeromycetes; Diversisporales; Gigasporaceae.